This is a messenger RNA of Hippocampus zosterae (dwarf seahorse), 2350 nucleotides long. RefSeq names its product immediate early response 5-like (gene ier5l). NCBI's taxonomy places the organism in Eukaryota, Metazoa, Chordata, Actinopteri, Syngnathiformes, Syngnathidae. The transcript has a single exon. The coding region runs from base 225 to 1082 and encodes 285 amino acids. The record is from RefSeq and is a predicted model, not a curated record.
UCUCUCUCUCUCUUUCUCUCCCCCUCUCCCUCUCCUUCGCGAUAUAUUUAUAUAUAUCGUGUGGUUUCACAGCAUCUGCAAAUGAUUGCUAAGCUUGCGCUCAGAGGAGGAUCCUCGCUCCCGAUGUUUCUUCACAGAGCUGACUCGAAGCGUUCUCCUCAGUCGAAAAGAACCUUCCCGAGAUAGUUGGAAGUCGGAGUUGGCCGAAAGGAAAGCCGCCAAACAUGAUCAACACGGUGGAGCGCGACGUUGACGCGCAGAGCUUGAUCUCCAUUUCCCUCAUGAAGAUCCACAACUCCAGGACUCAGCGAGGCGGCAUCAAGCUGCACAAAAACCUGCUGGUCUCCUACGUGCUGAGAAACGCCAGGCAGCUUUACAUCAAGGAGAAAUACGCCGAGAUUUACCGGAUGCAGCAGUACGAGGAGGUGAUGGCGGUCUGCGACGAGAUCCAGGAGCUCAACCCGCUGGACGCGGAGGACUCGGAGGACGCCGAGAACGAGGAACGGGCGCGGGCCGCGUGCUGCGGCGAGGAAGCCGCUCUCCCCGGCCGCCCGGCGAGCGCGCUCUCCGGCCGCGCCUCUCCGGCGGACGCCUGCAAGGAGCCCCCCGAGCCCUGCUACUACAGAAGCUGCUGCGCGGAGGUCUCCGACGCGUCCCGCUGCGAGCCGCUGCCCGCAAACGGCAACGCGCACUGCAACAAAACCACCGUGCUGGACUUGGACACGCAUGUGGUGACCACGGUGGAAAACGGCUACCUCCACCAGGACUGCUGCUGCGACGCGCUCCAAGCGGCUCAGGGCGCGCAGCCCCCCGGCAAGAAACGAAAGGUUGACUUUGGAUGCUGCUUGUGCGACGUGGACGAGCUGUCGGAUUUUGCCCUCUCGCGCAAACGGCCCAAACGCGAGGAGUACGCCAACUGUAACCCGGACUACGCGGACACUUCCAACAUCUCCAACCUGAUCUCCAUCUUCGGCUCGGGCUUUACGGGGCUGCUCAGCAGGCAGGCGGACUUGGAGCAGAUCUGUAGCAAACAGGCGCUGGCCAGUCUGGGAGCGUGGACUCGAACCAUCGUGGCGUUUUGAAUUCAAAACUUUAUUUAAGGCGCGGUGAAUGGGGGGGGGGGGUGAUCUUGGCUCAACCGCAUCGCGUUCCCCGCGCGUCACCGAUUGGGGGGGAAAAUACUGCUAUCGCUUAUUUAUUUGAGCACAUUGAAAGGUCUCGAAUGUGAGCCGGGGUGAUGUGGUGGCGCAGGGUGGUUCUCCAAAUGUUCUGUAGAUGGAGACAUUUGAAAAAGGACAACGUGACUGACAUCGCCAUGGCAAAAGUCACCUGAACCCUUCAACAGGUCAAUCGGCAGGAAAGCGUCCGCGUAACGUAACGCGUCGGGCCGAGUGGCCUCGCUUGCGCGUACUUGUGAGUCGGUGGCCCGAGGAUGUGCUUCUCGCGAGGCGUGACGCGCGCGCGGCCACAGAACACGUGCACCGCGCCGCGCGUUAGUCAACAGGAGGUGCACGGUUGUUGUCAAAGGGGGGGCCGGCUCCGAACGCGGAACCCUCCGAACGACGGCUACGAACGAGCGCAAGAGCCGCACACAGUGUGUUCAACAUGAAGGGAUGAAGAUUGAUACCUCAUUUUCCUCAUUAGUCCCUACUCAAUGACGUCACUCGCGUUUUUUUUCCUGAUCGGCAGCAAUUGAACCCACUUUCCCCUACGGAAAAGGAUUUUUUAAAAAAAGAAGAAUUUUGCAGGAAAAGACACUGAGAAAAUGUUUCUGAGUCAUGUCACAAUCGGCAGGCAGGCGUUCGUGAGCUUGAUGGUGGAUUGACUUUUGUUGCCUUAAAAAAAAACAAAAACAAACGCACACUCUUGCUAGCUAUUGUCAAAAAUAAAACGGCAAGUUUAAGGAAAGUGACCGAAUGUCAACUGUUCUCUCUUUUCGCUCACACUUUUUUGUUGUUGUUGAAAGACAUCAACACAUCCAAAUCCUGACAGCCAACAGUUUCACCAGGAGUUUGACGCGCAUCUUCCGCCAUUUGAAGCAUCCAAGGUCAAAUCUUCAAAAGGAUUCCAAAUUGUCCUGGUUUUGUGAGUUCUACUCUGUUUUUGUCAAGGAAUAAUGUUUGUCCUUUUGUUUUAAAAAAGGCAAAGCCAUUAUUUAGCCAUACCCUGAAAAUCCAUGCGUUAGCUUUAUGAGCACCAUGUGUACCAAAAUAAAGGAGAAUAUUCCGCCGUUCUCUGCAUAUUUUGUUGCUAUUCUUGUAUUUUUGUGCUUGAAAAAUUGUAUAUUGCCGGGUCAAACUGUUGCAGAAAGUAUUUGUAAAAAAAAAAGUAUAAUCUAAUAAUAAAAAAU